ACUGGGGUCGCGGUUGUAGUUGCUUUCCGUGUGUUUUCUUUUAGUUCGUCUAUUUACAGCUCUGUAAUCUGUGACGAUGACCUCAGAGGUCGGGAACCAGCUGGAGAUCGGCACGAGGGGGUCGAGAGAGAGGACGCAAUGCUCUAAGCUGGGCGAGGAUCGGACCAGGAGAUUCUCCGAGGAGGGGGGUGAUGAAGCUAGAUGUGCUUGGUUGACCACUCGGAGGUCCUGAGCUACGAGUCGAGGAGUUCGGAGGGGAUCGAAUGGUGGCCAGAAGACUUCAGUAAUUGAGCUCCAACGGUUGUGCACGAAGUGGUUUGGACUUUGAUAAGUUUGGCGCCUUUUCUUUAAUUUUCUCUUCAUAUAUACUGUAUCGUUAUUAAUCACUUAGUUAUAGUAACCUUUAUAAAUUGUACUCAUUUAAUCGCAUAUGGUGUACUGUCUGUUUUUGGGCGAGGCGGGGACAUCACACAGCAUCCACACCAGCUGAUUACCCAGUUUGGCGGGGCCGAAGGCUGCUCCACCUAGACGAGAACGAGCUGAGCGAGCCUGAGGCCACCCAGGGGGUUACAUUGUGGGGUGCUCGUCCGGGGUUGAUUUCUGUGGAAGCUGUGUGAUCACCCUCUUUAAAUUGUGUCUGCGGCGAAGAGCUGGUGUGCCUUUGUGGGUGUGCGAUUGCUGGUUAUCGCUGCGUGUGUGUUGGGUGGGGUGGUUGCUGUUGGCUGACGAAAUGGUGGUGGGACCAUGGGUUGUCCGUACUGUUUGGAGAUUGAGGAGUGACAGGUUGGGAUGUUUCAGCAGUGGUGAGUUCCGCCCGGUUAUUGGAAUAAUGUCCAGCCCUAAAGGGGCGGAGGCGUGGGCGGAGCGGACCCCUCAGUUGUUGGGUGAGUGGCAGUACUUGGCUGAGGGAAAGCGACAGGGACGGGUUGAAAGUUUGAGUAGGCGGGCUGGUGACUUUGUUAGAACUGUCAGGCGCAAUUACCUCGAAGUGACUGCUGCCAGUUCUGGGAAAGUGUGGGAAAAUGCGUGUGGUUCGACUGGAAGUCAAAUGCCGCAGCUGGGGGGCUUAUUAUAUCUGUGGCAGGAGAUUGGUGGGAAGUUUUUAGGGUAUCCCUUUUUGCCUAGGGGGGCAGAUAAAUUGCUUGUGGUGCCAAGGGGAUCUGUCAAGGGGAUCAGUUGUUCCGUUGAUUCGAGAGGUGUCGGGAAACUUAGAGGAGGCCCAGUGGGGGAACGGCUUGGGGUCUCUGGGGGAGCACGUUCCCAGCAAUGUACCAAGGAACUCCCGAAAGGAGCAGACCCUAUUCCUGAAGGCUUAGAGGGGCCAUGCGCACAGGUGUUGUUACGGAUGGAUGGAAGUCAAGUUAAAACCAUCCUCGGCACCGGGGCGCUGGUGAAGUUGCUGUACAGUUUGUUUCAUAACCGUUAUUGGAAGCAUUUACCCUUGACAACAUUGAGGACACUGGAGAUUCGGGGUACCAGUGCCGGUGAUUAUCCAGACAACGGUUGUUGGUCAGUGAAAAUGGAGUUCUUAGAGGCAAAUGUGGAGGAGACUGAGGUUCAUGAAUCGUUAAUGCUGAUGUGUACGGACACUGUUGAGACGGGCAGCGUUUCUGUUCGAGAAAGAACCAAAAUCCUGCUGGUGCGCUUGGGAGCCUGCCCGGAGGAGGCGGGUGAGCGCUGUUUGGAGGCAUUGUCGAUGCACCCAGGGUUUCGAGCUGCUUGUGCGGACGUGUGUAGCAGCAUUGGGCUGAUACCGAAUUCAAACAAGAGCCAGUGGUGGUACGGCCUGGGGGAAGUAUCUGAGGGUGAGACCCUCUUCGUGGACGCUGCGAAAUACCACAAGGGAGGGGAGUUGACUGCUGAAGACACCUCGGAGAGAGAGAGGUUGCGGCGACUGGCCCCUACAGCCAUGGAAGAUGUAGGCAGCGUGUGUAUGGAUUAUAUUGCGUUGAAGAGGCGCACUGUCAGUGACCAGAAUAUGGCCCUGAGGGCCAGAGAGGCGAUGGCCUGUCUGAGUGGUGUGAAGUGGUUUAAGGUGCUGGAUCUGAGGAGUGGAUGUUGCCAGAUCCCGAUGAGUGGGGCCAACAAGGAGAAGACGGCCGUUAUAAAUUCCCUAGGAGUCUUCGGGUCCGAAAAGAUGCCACAGGGCAUAUCUGGAACCCUUGCAACCUUCCUGCGGGGCAGGUGGAAGACCAUAGGGGAUGUGGAGGCGUUUGGAGUUUUGGUGUAUGUGGAUGAUCUCUUGGUAUUUGGAUUUGCCUCAGGAGAAUAUGAAGUGAGGUCGUUGCAGGAGCAGCUGAGAACUACCGAGUUAAAGUGUUUUCGGGACACGUGCCAGGGCUGGCGAAGGUCGCAGCUCGUGAGAGACUGUCUCUACGGAAUCAAGUUUGAAAUGAAGACGGAGAGACUGGAGAAAGUGAUCUGGAACCAUUCGGAAGACUUGCACGUUGGAGAGAAUGAAGAAAGUUGUCUGACUGAGGGUAAUAGCAAACUGAGAACCCGGAGAGGGGAGUUUGCAGAGGUGAAGAAAUUACAGACGAAUCUCAGAAGAGAGAAGCGGAAGCUUGAAGGGAACCUGAAGAUGACCAUCGACAGUUCAAAUGAAGUGCAAAACCUGAAAGUUGAUCUGGAAGAAGUCAUGAGGAAGAAAAAGCUGGAGAGAAGUGCAGUGAAUACUGAACAGGAGGCUGAAGAGACUGCGGGAGCAGUGCAGGCCACGUGUUUCCGUUUGGAGAAGAUCAAACAGCAGCUACCGAUCACAGGAAUGAGGAAGAAUACAGAUUCGAUGGAUGAUGUGCUGGAUGUGUGGUACAUGCUGCCUUUUGCUGACUUUCCCUCGAUUGAGGAAGAGACCUUUGGCCCUUCUCCCAUUGAGUCAGGUGUAGCAGGGAGGGUUAGCUGUGUGCAGUGUGGGGCAUGAGUGAGAGGUUGAGAGAGGAGUUGGUAGUGGGCCCAAGGUAUCCCCAGUUGUGUCCGAGCCUGAAGGGUUUAGGUGAGGGGGUACGGAGGCCUCAGAAGGGUUAGGGAACUCCCAGAUAGUUGGCCUAAGUAGCGCCUGAGGAACAGGGAGGAGAGGGGAGGAGAUGUCACUGUUUGUGCUUGGGUUACGGUGUGUUGGCAGGAAAGGUGGCGAGUUAUUUAGUAGUCAUGAGGACAUGACAUUUAUUUGGUGGAGGAAGUGUGUAAAGGGGGUUUCUUUUUUUUCUUUGUUACUGUUGGGAAAGGGUUUCCUUUUGUUAACUAGCAGGAAUGCUAAUUUACUGAUAACGAGAAUGGUAUUCCUUUGUAAACCAAAUGGGGAUUAAUGUUCUUUCUUCUGAGUCUGUAAGCUUUUGUUGACGGGCUUUUGGGCAGAUCGGCGCGAGGGGGUCGAGAGAGAGGACGCAAUGCUCUAAGCUGGGCGAGGAUCGGACCCCAAAGGGGGGUCCGAGGCAGGGAGAUUCUCCGAGGAGGGGGGGGAUGAAGCUAGAUGUGCUUGGUUGACCACUCGGAGGGUCCUGAGCUGUUUGGAGAGUCGAGGAGUUUGGAGGGUCCUGAGCUGCGAGUCGAGGAGUUCGGAGGGGAUCGAAUGGUGGCCAGAAGACUUCAGUAAUUGAGCUCCAACGGUUGUGCACGAAGUGGUUUGGACUUUGAUAAGUUUGGCGCCUUUUCUUUAAUUUUCUCUUCAUAUAUACUGUAUCGUUAUUAAUCACUUAGUUAUAGUAACCUUUAUAAAUUGUACUCAUUUAAUCGCAUAUG
Molecule: messenger RNA, 3738 nt
Organism: Hypanus sabinus (Atlantic stingray)
Lineage: Eukaryota; Metazoa; Chordata; Chondrichthyes; Myliobatiformes; Dasyatidae
Gene: tmem192
Product: transmembrane protein 192
Exons: 2
Coding region: 731-2920 (729 amino acids)
Cellular component (GO): late endosome; lysosomal membrane
Source: RefSeq, a predicted model, not a curated record